AUGAAUGAAAAAACAGGACAUAAUAUAGCAGAAGAUUAUGACGGAACGGAAGAUGCUCCGAGUGAAGAGCCAAUUGAAAGGGAAUCAGAUCGACGAGAUUCACCUCCACCAUAUAGGAUUCCACCACCGCCAGGAUUAGAAAAUAAAUUCAAGAUUCAAGAAGAAGAUGCUAUUUUGUUACACUCAUUUGCUCAGGAAGGCGCAGGAGGUGAAGGCGAUGGCGACUAUAAUGGCAAGAGCAGCACGAGUAAUAAUAUGGACCUUCGAGAUGAUAUUCGUUCUACCGAUGCAAUCACACCGCCUCCGGUCAAUGUAAGUAAGAAGAAAAAACGCAAGAAUAAGAAGAAAAUGAAAAUGGAUAUCAGCCAUAGAAUAGAAAAUCUGCUCCUGGAGAAUUACAACAACAACAACAACAACAACAACAACAACAACAACAACAACAACACCAACAGCCACGACAACAACCACCACGACAAUGAAUAUAACGAGUACAACAAGUAUAAUGAGCAUGACGCAGCACAGGCAGAGUACCAAUCGCGCAAUCCCCUGGAUUUCUACGAAGGUCAACUCUUGAUGCAUACAUACUACACCUUGCCACCGUCGCUGCAGAAAUUCUGGACGAGGCGAUACGAGCUAUUCACGCGAUACGACGAAGGGAUAUACUUAUCGGAAGAACUAUGGUAUAGCGUUACCCCUGAGUUGAUAGCCAAGUACAUUGCCCAGUUGUUUGUCAAGCUUCUACCCCCAGAAGCGCAAUUUGGCUUGGAUGUAUGCUGCGGUGGCGGAGGCAACACCAUUCAGUUUGCGCGCUAUUUCGAUUGCGUGGGCGGGGUAGAUAUCAAUGGCACUAAUUUGUACUGCACGCGACAUAAUUGCCGAGUCUAUGGUGUCGAGGAUAAAGUAUGGACCUUGAGCGCCGAUUGGGCCGAAAUCACGAGACCGGGCAAAGAUGGCCUGGUGAAUUUUGAUUGGAUCCCCGAGCAUGUGUUGGCGGAAAGAACAAGAAUGCGGAAACUGGAGGGGGCUGGUGGUGAGGGCGGUGAUAAAGUAUUUGACUUUAUAUUCAGCUCUCCUCCUUGGGGAGGUACAGAUUACAACAGGAGUGAAUUUGAUCUAUAUGAAAUGCAGCCUUUUAAUAUCUUGGCCUUGUUGCAAACGAUGAAACCUUAUGCUCACAACAUUGGAUUGUUUUUACCCAAGCUGUGUAAUCUUUUGCAGUUGAGUAUUGCUACCAGGGAAGUCUAUGGCGACUUCAAAAAAUGCCGGGCAAUCUAUAUCAAGUCCAAGGGUAGAACUGUGGCUUUGAUGGCGUUGUUUGGCGACCAAUUCACAGCCAAGUUCGACGAGUUGGAUGAUAUCAGCGAAGAGGCCAUGGCGAGGGGAAUCGAUGAUCAAGAUGUAGUGGGUGAGGGCGAGGGCGAGGGCAAGGAAGAAGACUACAUUGAUGAUGAAGGGAAGGGAGACCAAGAAUUGCAUUAA
Lodderomyces beijingensis is the source of this 1479-nucleotide messenger RNA. NCBI's taxonomy places the organism in Eukaryota, Fungi, Ascomycota, Pichiomycetes, Serinales, Debaryomycetaceae. The record is from the annotation of a GenBank genome assembly.